GGAUAUCCUUACUGCCCGCGGUACCCUCAAAAGACCGAUUGUCAAGGUCGUUCUCCUGCCAGUAGAACCCCGUAGUUCCAUCCAACAAUAACUUCCAUCCUCAUCCAGACAUGGCCCCACGGAUCCGCGCCAGCCGCACCACGGAGAGCCGGCGUGAUCGAGGGAUCAACUCGUACCGUUGCCGGGUCUGCCGAGGAAUUCAUCCGCUACGGACCUGUCACCAUUUCCUUCGCCUGAGCCCUGAGAAGAGACUCCGAGCUGUCCUCAUUAACAAAUAUUGCGGAAAUUGCCUGGCCCACCAACACUCCGGCCAGGAUUGUCGCAGUGGCGGGCUGUGCCGGGUGUGUGGCAAAAACCACCACACUCUACUCCACAUACCGUCGUCUCGUCGUCCAGUCCGCUCGGCCUCAGGAGCAUCGUCGCCAUCUACAGCGCCCCACGUCAAACGCCGACCUCGGCGUCCAGCCCGCUCAGCCUCGGCUGCAUCGUCGCCAUCCACGUCGGCCCACGCCGACCGCCGCCCGCGUCUCCCCGUGAGCCGCCCCGUGCCAGGGCCCCCGGCACCAUCCGUCGACUCACUUCUACAACAUCGCAGCCUCAUCAUACUCCCGACGGCGCUGGUGGUCUUGGAUACGGGUUCCAAAAACUUCGAGACGGCGGCGCUCAUCGACCCAUGCACGCCGGUGAGCUGUAUUGACGACUCCUUGGCCAGCGCCUUCAAGUUGCCCACCACUUGUGUGGGGGACGAGAAAGUGUGUACGGCGGUGAUCCGCGCCAAAAUGGGCGACUUCCAGUUGGAGACGAUGCUCAAGGUCGAGCCCCGUGUGCGCAUCCGCACGCCUAUCCGACAGCUGAGCGAUUCCGUGCGGGCGCGUUUCGAUGACCUGAGGCUUGCCGAUGAACAAUUCCAUCGACCGGCGACAAUCUCGCUCAUCUUGGGAGCAGAUGUCUACCCGAAGGUGAUCCAGCCCGGGUUCCUUGCGCGUGAGGACGGCCUGCCGGUGGCCCAGAGCACCGUUUUUGGAUGGAUCGUGUCGGGGGCGUGCACCCAGCCAUAGGCCACCCCAUUAUA
This is a messenger RNA of Drosophila pseudoobscura, 1072 nucleotides long. RefSeq lists its product as uncharacterized. The transcript is spliced from 2 exons. NCBI's taxonomy places the organism in Eukaryota, Metazoa, Arthropoda, Insecta, Diptera, Drosophilidae. The record is from RefSeq and is a predicted model, not a curated record. Bases 111 to 1058 code for a protein of 315 amino acids.